ACAUGGCUCUAGUCGUUGGGGGGAGAGAGCAUGGAUUUUUUUACAAGUUGCUUGCUUUGUCUGCUAUUGACUUGGCUCCUUCUUCGAGCUUUCAACUCAGUCAGAAACGGAAGUAAAUCAAGUGAUGAAAGCAAGCUCCCACCUGGUCCAAGGCGGCUGCCAAUCAUCGGCAAUAUCUUCGAUCUCGGCGAUAAACCCCACAGGUCCUUGGCUAAACUUGCUCAGAUCCAUGGCCCCGUUAUGAGUCUCAAACUCGGCAGUUUGUUCACCGUCGUCGUUUCAUCGGAAGCCACGGCCAAAGAGAUCCUCCAGAAACAGGACCUCAUCUUCUGUAACCGGACCAUCGUGGAUGCUGUUCGAGCCAGCCAACACUCUGAACUCGGGCUGCCAUGGAUACCCGUGUCGCCGCUUUGGAGAACUCUUCGCAAGGUAUGUAUUACUCAUAUUUUCAGUAAGCAAAAACUAGACGGCAAUCGAUACCUACGUCGGGACAAGAUUCAACAACUGAUUACUAAUGUUCGAAAAAGUUGUCUUAAAGGUGAAGUAGUUAACGUAGGCCAAGCUGCUUUCGAUACUACGAUUAAUUUGCUGUCCAACACUAUUUUCUCUAUGGAUUUGGUUGAUCCAAACUCAUCUAUCGCUCGAGAGUUCAGGGAAACAAUCAGGGGGAUCAUGAUAGAUGCAGGGAAGCCUAAUUUGGCCGAUUAUUUCCCUUUGCUUCGAAAGAUUGAUCCUCAUGGUAUACGUCGUCGGGUGAGUGUUCAUUUCGAGAAGGUACUUAAUCUUUUCGAUAAAAUGUUCGACGAAAGACGGCAAGCAAGAAAAUCUCAGGAAUCUAUUUCUACUCUAUCGAACGAUGUUUUGGAUACCCUUCUCGACAUUCUUGAAGGCGGAUUCGAGGAGUUCAAUAAAACUCAUGUGUCCCAUUUGUUAUUGGUUUUAUUUGUCGCCGGAACUGAUACAACAUCGAGCACAUUAGAGUGGGCAAUGGCGGAACUACUUCAAAACCCACAUGUUUUACUUAAAGCGAAGAAAGAGCUAGAACAAGCAAUCGGCAAAGGAAAUCCGGUCGAGGAAUGUGACAUUCAUCGUUUACCAUAUUUGCAGGCGGUCAUUAAGGAGACCUUUCGAAUGCACCCGGCUGUCCCGCUGUUACUCCCUCGUCGAGCCGGCUCCGAUGCCUAUCUUUGCGAGUUCAAAGUUCCAGAGGGUUCACCAGUGUUGGUUAAUGUUUGGGCCAUCGGUAGAGAUCCGAGCAUUUGGGAGGACCCCAACAGGUUCACGCCGGAGAGGUUUUUGGGGUCCGAAAUCGAUGUCAAAGGUAACGAUUUCGGACUCAUCCCGUUCGGAGGCGGACGACGGAUAUGUCCGGGAUUACCUCUGGCGAAUAGGAUGUUGCAUUUGAUGUUAGGGUCUCUUAUAAACUCCUUUGAUUGGGAACUUGAAGGUGGAAUCUCACCAAAUGAGAUGAACAUGGAAGAGAAAUUUGGGAUCUCACUUCAGAUGGCACAACCUUUACGUGCAAUCCCUCUUCUUGUUUAUAAAUAAAGAUAUUAGUCUUGAU
Hibiscus syriacus is the source of this 1564-nucleotide messenger RNA. Its product is annotated as geraniol 8-hydroxylase-like. The transcript has 2 exons. The record is from RefSeq and is a predicted model, not a curated record. Gene Ontology annotation, molecular function: oxidoreductase activity, acting on paired donors, with incorporation or reduction of molecular oxygen; monooxygenase activity; heme binding. Lineage: Eukaryota; Viridiplantae; Streptophyta; Magnoliopsida; Malvales; Malvaceae. Bases 31 to 1548 code for a protein of 505 amino acids.